AUGGGUAAAGACUAUUAUAAAAUUCUUGGUGUUAAUAAAACCGCUGACGACGAAGAACUUAAAAAAGCCUAUAGGAAGUUAGCUUUAAAAUGGCAUCCUGAUAGGCAUCAAGGCAGUGCUGAUAAAGAAGCCGCGGAGAAAAAGUUUAAAGAGAUUAGCGAAGCAUAUGAAGUGCUCAGCGAUAAAAAUAAACGCCAAAUUUAUGACGUAUAUGGUGAAGAAGGCUUGAAAGGUGCUCCUCCGCCGCCUGAUGCUGGUGGUUCAUUUCCUGGUUUUCAAGGUUUUCAAGGCGGUCAAGGUGGUGGUCCUACAUUUACGUUCAGAACAAGUGGUUUUGAUGGCGGUUUUACCCCAACUGAUCCAAAAUCGAUUUUUAACCAAUUCUUUUCUCGGUUUGGUACUGAUGACGAUGAUCCUUUUGGUCAAUUUACCUCGUUUUCAAGAGGACGAUCUACAGGUGGUGAUUUUGGUGACAUAUUCGGUCGAUCUCGUGGCGAAAAUAGAGGUCUACCUGAAGUUAAACAUCAUUUAUCCUUCACACUUGAAGAAUUAUAUAAGGGUGCUACAAAGAAACUCAAAGUUUCCCGAAAAUUAUAUGACAGCGCAUCAGGUCAACAAAUUCCCACUGAUAAAAUUAUAGAAGUUAAUGUUAGACCUGGGUUAAAAGCUGGUUCAAAAUUCCGUUAUGGUAAAGCUGGUGAUGAAUUAUCAAAUGGUGAAACUCAAGAUAUUGUAGUUGUUAUAGAUGAAAAACCACAUCCGGUAUUUAUUCGUGAUAACGACGAUUUACGUAUGGUCAUGAAGAUUUCUUUACUCGAGUCUCUUGUAGGCUUUAAGGCUAACAUACAAACGCUGGAUGGUAGAACCCUAAGUUUAUCAAGUAGCUCAAUUAUAAAGCCGGGUCAAGAGCAGAGAUUUUCAAACGAGGGAAUGCCAACAAAAGAUCCAAACAAAAAAGGCGAUCUAAUUAUAAAAUAUGAUGUUAUAUUUCCUUCAAAGUUAUCCGAAGAUCAAAAGAAAAACCUCAAGAAAGUUCUUGCUAAUGUCUAA
Molecule: messenger RNA, 1050 nt
Organism: Dentiscutata erythropus
Lineage: Eukaryota; Fungi; Glomeromycota; Glomeromycetes; Diversisporales; Gigasporaceae
Source: the annotation of a GenBank genome assembly